AUGAAUCAAGUCUGUGGUCCCAGCAUCGACAUCCGGAACGACAUCAGCCAAUUCAAGCGUCUUGAAAACUGCACGGUGGUGGAAGGCUACCUGCAGAUUCUGCUCAUGAUGAACAACAAUAGCAAGACCAAGAACCAGGAGGUGUUUCGCUCGCUGAGCUUCCCAAAGCUGACCGUUAUCACCGACUACCUCCUAUUGUUCCGUUUACCGGGCCUAGAAAGCUUGAGUACACUAUUUCCCAACCUGAGCGUCAUCCGGGGGCGCAACCUCUUCUACAACUAUGCCCUGGUGAUCUAUGAGAUGACCAGCUUGAAGGACAUUGGCCUGUACAACCUUAGGAACAUCACCCGUGGGGCCAUCAGGAUUGAGAAGAACCCCGAGCUGUGCUACUUGGACUCUGUGGACUGGUCUCUCAUCAUGGAUGCAGAGUUUAAUAACAUUGUGAGUGGGAAUAAGAAGACCAAAGAGUGUGAUAAUGUCUGCCCGGGCAUCAUGGAGGACAACCCGCUGUGUCAACAGACUACCUUUAAUAACAAACAGGAGUACCGAUGCUGGACCUCCAACCGAUGCCAGAAAGUGUGUCCCAGCCAAUGCAAGCACUCGUGCACAGACAGGGGCGAGUGUUGCCACAGCCAGUGCCUGGGCACCUGCACCGAAGCCCACAGUGACUUGGCGUGCUCUGCCUGCCUCCACUACUACCACGAAGGCCGCUGCGUCCCUGACUGCCCGCCCGACACAUACAAGUUUGAGGGCUGGCGCUGUAUCACCGAGGACCUGUGCUCCCAAGUUCAUCUGCCCAGCGACGUUCACUUUGUCAUCCACGAGGGCGAAUGCAUGCCUGAUUGCCCCUUCGGUUUUGCACGCAACGAAAGCAACCGGAUGUUGUGCAGUGCCUGUAAUGGCUUAUGCGAUAAGAUCUGUACGACCUCUGUCAUCGACUCUGUGAACGCUGCUCAGUCCCUGAAGGACUGCACCGUCAUUGCUGGCAAUCUGGAUAUCAACAUCCGUCACGGAAAUAACAUAGCGUCUGAGCUGGAGAGUUUCAUGGGCCUGAUCCAAACCGUGACGGGCUACGUGAGGAUUCGUCACUCCCACACACUCGGAUCGCUGUCCUUUCUCAAGAGUCUGCGUUACAUCAACGGGGCGGAGCUUAUAGAUCAGUUGUAUUCCUUCUCCGCCAUCAACAACCAGCACCUGCACGACCUAUGGGAUUGGACUCAGCACAACCUAACCAUCCGGGAGGGACGCCUCUUCUUCCGUCUGAAUCCCAAACUCUGUAUGUCUAAGAUCCACACCAUGUGGGAGAAAACGGGCGUCACUGCCAAGCCACAGGAGGGCGACUUCCGCAACAAUGGCGAAAGAGCCAGCUGUGAAAGCCACAUUCUCAAGAUCUUGUCCAACAGCACAUCCAGCUACACCAUCCGUCUGACAUUGGAGCGCUACCAGCCGCGGGAUUACAAAGGCCUUAUCACCUUCAUGGUCUACUACAAGGAGGCCCCUUCUCAGAACAUAACCGAGUUCGACGGUCAGGAUGGCUGCGGCUCCAACAGCUGGCACAUGGUGGAUGUGGAUCUUCCUCAAAAUAAUAACACCGACCCAAAAGUCGGAAUUCACCACCUCAAGCCAUGGACCCAGUAUGCCAUUUUCGUCAAGGCCAUUACGCUGCGGGUUGAGGAUAAACACAUUCCCGGUGCAAAGAGUGACAUCAUAUACAUUCGAACACGCCCCUCGCUGCCAACUGUGCCCAAAGAUCCCCGUGCCUAUGCCAACUCUUCCACCAAGCUCCUGGUCAAGUGGUCUCCACCCCUCUUUCCCAACGGCAAUUUGACCUACUACCUAAUCCGUUGGCAGCAGCAGCCAGAAGACCGGGAGCUCUAUCUGCACGACUACUGCUCCAAAGAACUCAAGAUUCCAAUCAGGAUCCCAGCAACAGGGUUUGAAGACAUGGAGGAGAUAACCAAGCCCACUAAGUCAGACCUGUCGGGUCCAAAGAAGGAUCCUUGCUGUCCUUGCCCCAAGACUGCCGAGGAGAAGGACCGAGAGAAGGACGACCGUGUCUUUUUGAAGCUGUUCGAGAACUUCCUUCACAAUUCAAUCUUUCUGCAGAGACCUCAAGAUCGUCGUCGUCGGGACCUUUUCGGCCUGGCAAAUGGCACUGUGUUGCACGCGGGCGCUGGCAGGGGCAACACCACGCUUGGCCCGGGCAAUAACAGCACUGAUGGGGUCCCGCCAAUUAUGGAGUACCCCUUUUCUGAGGACAAGAGUACCUCAGAGGUUUUAGAGAUUCCCAACUUGAGGCCCUUCACCGUCUACCACAUUGACAUCCAUGCUUGCAAUGAAGAGUUGGGCCACUGUAGCGUUGGCGCCUUUGUCUUUGCCAGGACCAAGCCUGCAGAUAAAGCCGAUGACAUACCUGGGAAAGUGCUCUAUGAGCGGAGCGACAAGAUGGAGGGAUGCGUUCUGCUGCGUUGGCCCGAGCCCAUCAUGCCCAACGGCCUCAUCUUGAUGUACGAGAUCAAGUACCGUUUGGGGGCUGAGCCUGAGAAGCAUGAAUGUGUAUCUCGCGAGCAAUACCGCAAGCAUCGAGGGGCUCGCCUCACCAAUCUGGGAUCGGGGAACUACUCUGCCAGCAUUCGAGCCACAUCUCUGGCUGGAAAUGGCUCCUGGACAGAGAGCAUGUCCUUCUACGUACCUCCGCCAAAACGAGACAACGAUGUCACGCUGUAUCUGGUUGUCAUUAUUCCCAUCAUUGUUACUCUCUUUAUCGCGGGACUCACAACGAUUCUCUUCUAUGUCAACAAAAAGAGAAAUAGUGACAGACUGGGGAAUGGAGUCCUUUACGCCUCAGUCAAUCCUGAGUACUUCAGCGCUGCAGAAAUGUACGUCCCAGAUGAGUGGGAGGUUGCAAGGGAGAAGAUCACCAUGCACCGGGAGCUGGGCCAAGGCUCCUUCGGCAUGGUGUACGAGGGAAUCGCCAAGGGAGUGGUGAAGGAUGAGCCUGAAACGCGUGUGGCCAUCAAAACGGUCAACGAGUCGGCCAGCAUGAGGGAGCGCAUCGAAUUUCUGAAUGAAGCAUCUGUCAUGAAGGAGUUCAACUGCCACCAUGUGGUGAGGCUUCUGGGUGUGGUCUCCCAAGGACAACCUACUUUGGUGAUUAUGGAACUGAUGACCAGCGGAGAUCUGAAGAGUCACCUGCGUUCUCUUCGCAAAGAAAACACCAGUGUCCAGGUCCUGCCCCCACUAAAGAAGAUGAUCCAGAUGGCGGGGGAGAUUGCUGACGGCAUGGCGUACCUAAAUUCCAACAAAUUUGUCCACAGAGACCUUGCGGCCAGAAACUGUAUGGUGUCAGAAGAUUUUACAGUGAAGAUUGGAGAUUUUGGCAUGACCAGAGAUAUUUACGAGACGGAUUACUACCGAAAAGGAGGAAAGGGCCUGCUGCCUGUUCGCUGGAUGUCACCCGAGUCGCUGAAAGAUGGCGUGUUUACUACCAUGUCUGAUGUCUGGUCAUUUGGGGUGGUUCUGUGGGAGAUCGCCACCUUGGCGGAGCAGCCCUACCAAGGCAUGUCCAAUGAACAAGUGCUGCGCUUUGUCAUGGAGGGAGGACUUCUGGACAAGCCUGACAACUGUCCCGACAUGCUGUUCGAGUUGAUGCGGAUGUGCUGGCAGUAUAAUCCCAAGAUGCGUCCGUCCUUCCUGGAGAUAAUCAGCAGCAUCAAGGAGGAGAUGGAGCCGCCUUUCCGGGAAGUCAGCUUCUUCUAUAGUGAGGAAAACAAGCCGCCUGACACCGAGGAGCUGGACAUAGAAGUGGAGAACAUGGAAAACAUUCCACUGGACCCCGCGGCCACCAUUCAGCCCUCUGUCACCGCACCGUCGGCGGGCACGCCACCGCCUGGCUCGACCCAGCAAUCACCCUCUGCAGCCCCUUUUCUGAGACCCUCCUCACCUGCCGCGGGUCCCUCGGACAGCAAACGCGUGGGACACGUGGCGGCCAACGGGCCGGUGGUGCUGCUCAGGCCCAACUUUGACGAGCUGCAGCCCUACGCGCACAUGAACGGCGGAAGGAAGAACGAGCGGGCGCUCCCCUUGCCCCAAUCAUCGGCCUGCUAA
Messenger RNA from Nerophis lumbriciformis (worm pipefish), 4107 nucleotides. The record is from RefSeq and is a predicted model, not a curated record. NCBI's taxonomy places the organism in Eukaryota, Metazoa, Chordata, Actinopteri, Syngnathiformes, Syngnathidae.